AUGGAAUUUUUGCCUCGGUUUCUCCCUCAGAACAUUGGGCCCNUGGAGCUGGAGCAGAGCCGCCACCGCGACCUGCUGCUGCUGCCCGAGCUGCGCGACUCCUACGAGAACCUCACGGCCAAGGUGCUGGCCACCUACGUGUGGCUGGACGCGCACCUGGACUUCCAGUUCGCCCUCAAGGCGGACGACGACACCUUCGUGCGCUUGGACGUGCUGGUGGAGGAGCUGAGGGCCAAGGAGCCGCGGCGCCUCUACUGGGGCUUCUUCUCGGGCCGCGGGCGGGUGAAAUCCGGGGGGAAGUGGAAGGAGAGCGCCUGGCUGCUGUGCGAUUAUUACCUGCCCUACGCGCUGGGCGGCGGCUACGUGAUCUCCGCCGACCUGGUGCGCUACCUGCGCCUCAGCAGGGACUACCUGAACCUGUGGCAGAGCGAGGACGUGUCCCUGGGCGUGUGGCUGGCGCCCAUCGACGUGAAGAGAGUGCACGACCCCCGCUUCGACACCGAGUACAAAUCGCGCGGCUGCAGCAACAAAUACAUCGUGACUCACAAGCAGAGCAUCGAGGACAUGCUGGAGAAGCACCAGACGCUGGCCAAGGAAGGGAAGCUCUGUAAGGAGGAGGUGAAACUCAGGCUUUCCUACAUGUACGACUGGGGAGUGCCUCCCUCGCAGUGCUGCCAGAGGAAGGACGGCAUCCCCUGA
This is a messenger RNA of Zonotrichia albicollis (white-throated sparrow), 699 nucleotides long. NCBI's taxonomy places the organism in Eukaryota, Metazoa, Chordata, Aves, Passeriformes, Passerellidae. The record is from RefSeq and is a predicted model, not a curated record.